AGAGUGACCAAUGUUUGCCUUUCGGGUUUAGGGUUUAGAGCAGUUGGGGUUAAUUUCCGCCCAGUGGUAGCCGGCUAUAUUUAGUAGCUCUCAACUUUUCUCCGCCGAAAGCCGUCAUCAUGUCCAACAACAAUGCUAGCAACAACUUAAUUAUCGCUCAAAGGGCCGUGAAGCAGCUUCGGUUAGAGGCCAGUAUCCGGAGGAUCAAGGUGUCCCAGGCCGCUGCUGAGCUGAGAAAUUUCUGUCUGCAAAAUGCCUCCAAGGACCCUCUCCUGGUCGGCGUCCCCUCCAGUGAUAAUCCCUUCAGACCCCCGAAGUCCUGCUCCCUGUUCUGAGCAGAGAGAAAGAUGGGCUAUUUCUGAAUUAAUUCAUCGAAGGCUUUCUUCACUUCUACUUGAUGUCACUGUGGACUGAACCAGCAGCUCCUUAUGGGAUUACACAACAUGGGACUGAUGGGUUGAGGGGAGGGAACUUUUCCACUUGUUUGCCAAAACUAAUGGUAUCAUAACUCCCAUCUGUUACAUUAAAGCAGGGCCAACCUCUGCAUGUUAAAAAAUGUUAUUAACACUAACUUGACUAAUGAUUAAGCUGUUCUUGGCAUUCCUACUACUUAAUGUGUCCGAUCUAAAUUUACUGAUGUAAUGAUGUAUGUCUCCAGUCAGUGAAAUUCAGCCCAUGUGAUUGGCUGCUGAAAAUGCAACUUCCUGUUGUGUCUUUUCUGAAACAGUCAAACAUUAAUUUAAACCAGGUGCUGUUCAAGAAUAAGGACAUGUUUUCUCACGUACACUAUAUUUCAUAUUGUGGCCAACACACAUACUGAUGUGUCAUAAGCUGUUAAUGUAUUUGUAAGAAUGGUAAAGGUGCCAUUACUAUUUUGACAUGGUACAGACUUUAACCCGAUCAUAGCAAGGAAGGUGAUUGUCAAAUAACCUUUCAUCCCCUGUUUUUCGUUUCUGUAUAUAUGUCACAGCCUGUUCAGGUUGCUUUUAUUUGCCUAAAUGUUCCUGUCUCUGUUGAAAAAAAUUCGGCCUUAUGCUAUUUGGGUAGUGCAGUCUGGUACCAAAUUUAAUGUGUAUCAUUUAAGAUACACAAAUGGCCAAACAGCAAAUAUUCAUAUAUCUGUUCAAAACAUCUAAAUGUUGUUUGUAUUUAACAAAUCAUGCUGCAAUGACUUAAUUGUUUUUCACACUGGAGUCAUAUUCAAACUUGCAUUUCAACCAAAACUUUUGCUACUGUUAGCCUGUAUCUUUCUUAACUUUGCUACUGUGGGCAACCUUUUAGAAAUUAAAUGACUUUUUCAAACACUGA
This is a messenger RNA of Scatophagus argus, 1308 nucleotides long. RefSeq lists its product as uncharacterized. NCBI's taxonomy places the organism in Eukaryota, Metazoa, Chordata, Actinopteri, Scatophagidae. Gene Ontology annotation, biological process: G protein-coupled receptor signaling pathway. Gene Ontology annotation, cellular component: heterotrimeric G-protein complex. The transcript is spliced from 3 exons. The record is from RefSeq and is a predicted model, not a curated record. Bases 120 to 335 code for a protein of 71 amino acids. Gene Ontology annotation, molecular function: G-protein beta-subunit binding.